Haliotis rubra (blacklip abalone) is the source of this 1411-nucleotide messenger RNA. RefSeq lists its product as uncharacterized. The transcript has 11 exons. The coding region runs from base 539 to 1411 and encodes 290 amino acids. Gene Ontology annotation, molecular function: interleukin-17 receptor activity. The record is from RefSeq and is a predicted model, not a curated record. NCBI's taxonomy places the organism in Eukaryota, Metazoa, Mollusca, Gastropoda, Lepetellida, Haliotidae.
AUGCAGUACAUCUGAAAGGCUUCCAGUUGGAAAUAAGGAAACUGCAUGGACCAGCUGAAUAUCCCAUGACUUCCUGUCGAAUAUUUGAUCUCACAGGAAACAAACUUCAGGGAAAUGAUAACAAUCUGGAGUUCUCUGAAAUAUUUCCCGGAUUGGGGACAGGGCCAGACAUUCAGUAUCGGGCCACAGUAUGCUCACUGCCUCGCGAGACCCACUGCCAGAGUAACUAUUUCGCCCUACCGGAAGUGAAAGAAAGAUAUGAUACGGCCGCCGAUUGGAGCCCAUUGAUAACGUAUCGUUUUUCAAGAAACUCCAAACUCCUCUGUAAUGUAGAGGUGACCUUUUCUCUCGCUCCGACAGAAUACAAGUUUGAAGAGUACCUGGUAUCAAUGUAUAAAAUGUCGGCGCAGGACAAUCCAUUCAAAGAUUGUACGUUACACACUAAAAACCGACAUCAUGCAAUAAGAUUUCCCACCUGGCUGAAAAAAACGCUACAUCCGGGACUGUUAUCUUUGAAAAUAUUCCCGAAAACAGGUAUAUGUUGGAGGUCCAAGCAAUAGAUCCCUACUGGCGCGAGGACAAAUAUGCCUUGUGCUUCUCUGUCCAAGAAUCUGGCAGUCACCAGCGCAAGGAGUGCUUGCGAACACGGAUAAAGAACAUUACUAUUGGUAAUGCAGGAGAACGUGGUGGAGCAGAUGAAUCAUCAACAGAGCCCAAUAUUCUACAAACUAUUAAGGACCAAAGUGAUGGAGCGGAUGCAUCAUCAACAGAGCCCAAUAUUCUACAAACUCCUUACGAUCAAAGUGAGAGACCACGUGAAGCACAGACAGCACCAAUUUCGCCAAGCCUUAGUAACAACGAAAUAAAGACACUGAUAAUCGCCACAGGAAUAUGUGUUUGUGUGGUGGUUCUGUUUGCCGCCAUUUUGAUCUUCAUACUUGCACGAAAGAAGGUGCAAAUUAAAGACGAGAGGUUUCCAAUGAGAAGGGUCUACCUCCUCGCUUAUGACGACCACAGAGCACAUACUAAAGCUGUUCAAGCACUUGCCACGCUUCUCAACAAGCAUUGCUACUGUGAUGUGAUAUACCCCAAGUGGUUCAUCUCAGACAUUAGUAAAACUGGCUUGUACGAAUGGAUCGUCACGCAGAUGGACAAGUCCGAUUUUGUUGUUCUUGUGAACUCCAAAGCAGCCUACUGGACCUACACUGCCCAAAACAAGGACACCUUUUUUCGGGCAGGAGAAAAUGGCCCUUUCUCAUUUUCAACGUCACACCUGCGCUCGAAGGAAGGAAAGCAGGAUUUCCUGUACACCGCAAUCAUGACGUAUUUUAACUACACCGACUCCAAUGACGUCAUUCCCUUUAACCCAGGUCUUCAAUACAAGUUACCGAGAAUUUUCCUGACCUUGUGA